Molecule: messenger RNA, 270 nt
Organism: Ostertagia ostertagi
Lineage: Eukaryota; Metazoa; Nematoda; Chromadorea; Rhabditida; Trichostrongylidae
Source: the annotation of a GenBank genome assembly
AUGACGAUUAAUAAGCUGGAAACGGACCCAUCAAAAGGGAAGACGCUCGACAUUGUGAUGAAGAAAAUCAAACACAAGAUUGUCGAAUUCAUGGACACGGAUUCGGCAGAUGCGUUAGGUCUAUCGAGAGCAAUUCUUUGCAAUGAUCCACUUCUGAAGAAAAUGAAGGUUCUCGAAGACAAUACAAUGCUCUACCGAAAUCUCAUAGCUUACUUCAGUGAUCUUUUCUAUUUCCAGGAGAAAAUAAGCCAGUACCAAAAAGGUUUGUAA